AGGCAUCAUGGCCGCUAAGUCAGACGGGAGGCUGAAAAUGAAGAAGAGCAGCGACGUGGCGUUCACCCCGCUGCAGAAUUCGGACCACUCGGGCUCGGUGCAGGGAUUGGCUCCGGGUUUGCCGUCGGGGUCUGGAGCUGAGGACGAGGAGGCGGCCGGGGGUGGCUGCUGUACGGAAGGUGGUGGUGGUGGCUGCUCCCGGUGCUGUUGCUGCGGCGGCGGCAGCAGUAGUUCGGGCGGCGGCUCGGGGGUCUCUGGCGGCGGCGGUGGGGGGGGCUCCUCCUCGUUGUGCCUGCGUCUAGGCAGGGAGCAGCAACGCUACUCGCUGUGGGACUGCCUCUGGAUACUGGCCGCUGUGGCUGUGUACUUCGCGGAUGUGGGUACAGACAUCUGGCUGGCAGUGGACUACUAUCUGAGGGGCCAGCGCUGGUGGUUUGGACUCACUCUCUUCUUCGUGGUGCUGGGUUCCCUCUCUGUGCAGGUGUUCAGCUUCCGCUGGUUCGUGCACGAUUUCAGUACCGAGGACAGCUCCACGAGCACCUCGGCGGCGGCGGCAGCAGCCACUGGUUCCUCUUCCUCUAGUUGCCCACAGCCUGCAGCCGACUGCAAGACGGUGGUCAGCGGUGGGUCUGCAGUCGGAGAAGGAGAUGCUCGUCCUUCAACACCGCAAAGGCAAGCUUCAAAUGCCAGCAAGAGCUAUACCACCACCAACAGCAGCAACAGCAGCAGUGCCACCCGGGCCAGCGGCAAGAACAGGUCUGCGUCCUGUUCAUUCUGCAUCUGGCUCCUGCAGUCACUCAUCCACAUCUUGCAGCUCGGGCAAAUCUGGAGAUAUUUCCACACCAUCUACUUAGGUAUCCGAAGCCGCCGCAGUGGGGAGAAUGACAGAUGGCGGUUCUACUGGAAAAUGGUGUAUGAGUAUGCAGAUGUGAGUAUGCUGCAUUUGCUAGCCACCUUUCUGGAGAGCGCUCCGCAGCUGGUCCUGCAGCUCUGCAUUGUCGUUCAGACUCAUACCUUACAGGCCCUCCAAGGUCUCACUGCUGCGGCCUCACUUGUGUCCUUGGCUUGGGCCUUGGCCUCCUACCAGAAAGCCCUUCGGGACUCCCGUGAUGACAAGAAACCCAUCAGCUACAUGGCCGUCAUCAUCCAGUUUUGCUGGCAUUUCUUCACCAUUGCCGCCAGGGUCAUCACCUUUGCCCUCUUUGCCUCUGUUUUCCAGCUCUACUUUGGGAUCUUCAUCGUCCUUCACUGGUGCAUCAUGACCUUCUGGAUCGUCCACUGUGAGACGGAAUUCUGUAUCACAAAGUGGGAGGAGAUUGUCUUCGAUAUGGUGGUUGGGAUCAUCUAUAUCUUUAGCUGGUUCAAUGUGAAGGAAGGCAGGACACGUUGCCGGCUCUUCAUUUACUACUUUGUGAUUCUUUUGGAAAAUACUGCCUUGAGUGCCCUAUGGUACCUAUACAAGGCUCCCCAGAUUGCAGAUGCGUUUGCUAUACCAGCACUGUGUGUGGUAUUCAGCAGCUUUUUAACAGGCAUUGUUUUUAUGCUGAUGUAUUAUGCCUUCUUUCACCCCAAUGGACCCCGUUUUGGGCAGUCACCAAGCUGUGCUUGUGAGGACCCGGUAGCAGCCUUCGCACUGCCCCCAGAAGUGGCCACAAGCACUCUAAGGUCCAUUUCCAAUAACCGCAGCGUUGCCAGUGAUCGAGAUCAGAAGUUUGCAGAGCGGGAUGGGUGUGUGCCUGUCUUUCAGGUGAGGCCAACUGCCCCUUCCACCCCAUCCUCCCGACCACCAAGGAUUGAAGAGUCAGUCAUUAAAAUUGACUUGUUCAGGAAUAGAUACCCAGCCUGGGAGAGACACGUAUUGGACAGAAGCCUAAGGAAGGCCAUCUUAGCUUUUGAAUGUUCCCCUGCUCCUCCGAGGCUACAAUACAAAGAUGAUGCUCUUAUUCAGGAGCGGCUGGAAUACGAAACUACUUUAUAGAAAACUGAAAGUCUUGAAGGAGCCAUGAGGUUACAGUCCAGAUUAAGGGUUGACAGCAGGGCUGCGGCAAUAACUAUACUCUAUGGUAGAGUAGAACGAGGAGCUGUAAAGGUCUUAGUCUGGCUGUCAUCAUGAUUAUCAUUUGAUCCACAGGCUGCAGACUGGUGGCUGUAAUAUCCUUUUCAGAGAAGCAGCCCCCGAGAGUCUCAGUUACUUCAGCGGGGGUGCAGAUCCCCAGCUCUUGACUCCUUGUACCUAUCAAACUCCUGCACAGAGCUUUCAAUCAAAACUACCGGAAGAUUCUGAUGUGUCCAUGUAGCCUCCAACUAAUAGGGCAUUUUAAUGGGGUUGCCUGAUCUUUGCAUAAUGACAUAUUUAAUCAUGAUCUAUACAACACACAC
Trichosurus vulpecula (common brushtail) is the source of this 2379-nucleotide messenger RNA. RefSeq names its product XK related 4 (gene XKR4). Gene Ontology annotation, biological process: phosphatidylserine exposure on apoptotic cell surface; engulfment of apoptotic cell; apoptotic process involved in development. NCBI's taxonomy places the organism in Eukaryota, Metazoa, Chordata, Mammalia, Diprotodontia, Phalangeridae. The transcript is spliced from 3 exons. The record is from RefSeq and is a predicted model, not a curated record. The coding region runs from base 8 to 1978 and encodes 656 amino acids. Gene Ontology annotation, cellular component: plasma membrane.